AUGAAUCUUCGCAAGCGCGAGGCCCCUGAACCACUUCUUCCUUUACGCGCCGCCAAACAACCACGUCUGUCCAAGAGUAACGCAUACGGUGAUACUAGCAGCGCAAACCAGAUGGAGGGCCUCCCAGCGCGGUGGAUGCGAUUGGGUAUGGACUUCGUAACCCUCACGCUGGAGACUGCGAGAUCCACAUGGAAUUCUGUCUCCUCGCUCUUACAAGGAACCGAUGAUGCAUUGUCUGCAACUAGCCCUUUUUGUCCAUCCUCCGCGUCGAAAGCGGGCACGGCAAAUCAGUCUUCAUCUUCGAACAAGGUAUCCGAAGAACUAUCGGAAUAUUUGGUCAUCGCCCGUUCACAGCCAACUUUAUGCCCUCCUCCGUCGGGGCGAAUGUCAUUGCGCAUUCCGCUCAAACCCAGAGUUCGUGGGACAGCACCAGCGUUCACGGAUGCGGCAAUAUCAUCCGCAAAAGGACUGCAAGGAGCAGAGAAUCCCGCGUCAUUCACAAAGGCCGAUCAUAUACCGCCGCCACAAACGGGUGAACGUCUCUCGUCGCCACAAAGUCGCACUGUCCCGGAACAUCUUCAACAGCAACUGCCCUAUAACGCCACAUUUCAGGGCCAGAAAACUUCAAACCGUCCGACAUUCAUUGAAAGACCCCAUAUAUUGCAAAAACGAUACAAGGAGAACGUGGCAGAGAAGACCAAGCAGGAUAGAGACGCGAUGCUGAGGGAGUUGUUCGAGGUGGAACGGCAAAAAGACCGCUCUGCCGACUUUGAUACAUUCAGAGGCCUCAUGGAUUAUGCAGAACAUGUAGAUCGACAAACUCUCACUGGCAUGCUUUCAACGUCGGCGUCCAUGGCUGACCUUCGUGAGAGGUCAACGUCAUCUCAGAUGGAGCACAGGUAUUCGCUCGACGAUGAUGUUCUAAGACAUCAUUUGGAUAAAGCAAAGGCUACAUUGGCAACACCACCUCCUCAGCCGUUUGUGCCUACGCAAGCGAUCCUUGCCGCCAAACAAAGACGAGACAAAGAUGAACAAAUAGAGCGCCGCCUAGAGAAAGUUCGGCCUAAAGCCCCAAAAAUCCCAUCACGACUGCCACCCGAGGACGACCGUGCGGUGGAUGCACUGCUGAAAAGGAAAGCGAGGAUCAUUGGCAAAGGUGGUGCUUCCAGAGGGUCUCAUACCGACCUGGCAUUGCUAUGUCCGGCGGAGUGGCUCAAUGACGAGGUUAUCAAUACCUAUGGAGAGAUGAUCAUGGCUCGUUCGCAAGCUGCCAAGGAGAAUUUUGGCGCCGGUAACACAGGCGGAGAGAGAAUGGUCGACUUGCACUUCUUCAACUCUUUCUUCUUCACGAAACUCCAAGGUGGCUACAAGAAAGGGAACAUCGGGAAAUGGUCGAAGAACUUUGAUCUCUUUGAGAAGGAGCUCAUAUUGAUGCCGGUCAAUCACGGCAAUUCGCACUGGACGGCAGCUGCAAUUGACUUCAGACGGAAGCGCAUAGAAUCAUACGACAGUCUGCGUCUCGCGGGUGAGCCGCUACGCCAUCGAGAGGUUUUCAAGCGUUUGAGGGAGUAUCUCGACAACGAGCACCGUCACAAGAAGAACAUACCUUUCGACUUCACUGGCUGGGUAGACUACCAUCCAGGAGAGGAUGAAGCGCCUCGGCAAAACAAUGGUUUUGACUGCGGUGUCUUCACCUGUCAGGUUAUGGAGAGCCUUUCGAGAGACAUGAAAUCUUUCCACUUCAGACAAGAGCACAUGCCGUAUAUGCGGCGACGAAUGAUUUGGGAGCUCGGCCAUGGAAAAUUGCGGGAUGAUUUAAUCUAG
Messenger RNA from Laetiporus sulphureus 93-53, 1824 nucleotides. Its product is annotated as cysteine proteinase. NCBI's taxonomy places the organism in Eukaryota, Fungi, Basidiomycota, Agaricomycetes, Polyporales, Laetiporaceae. Gene Ontology annotation, cellular component: nucleus. The coding region runs from base 1 to 1824 and encodes 607 amino acids. The transcript is spliced from 11 exons. The record is from RefSeq and is a predicted model, not a curated record. Gene Ontology annotation, biological process: protein desumoylation. Gene Ontology annotation, molecular function: deSUMOylase activity.